Molecule: messenger RNA, 2415 nt
Organism: Scatophagus argus
Lineage: Eukaryota; Metazoa; Chordata; Actinopteri; Scatophagidae
Gene: mapk12a
Product: mitogen-activated protein kinase 12a
Exons: 12
Coding region: 324-1409 (361 amino acids)
Biological process (GO): protein phosphorylation; intracellular signal transduction
Cellular component (GO): nucleus; cytoplasm
Molecular function (GO): ATP binding; MAP kinase activity
Source: RefSeq, a predicted model, not a curated record
CAGAACAGAUAUCGCCGACUUUCAGGGUGCUGUCCAAAACUGUGCGCACAUUUCAAGGUCAUGUCGUACUCACAGUUUCCCUGACUCGUGUUACUAACAUUCCAAUCUCUUUUGCACCUUUAAUUGUAGGCCUCCAACAAGGCUCGGGAGUGGCUUUUGGUGACCUCAGGGUGCGCCUUGAGCGGCUGACAAGCACAUCUGCGCACUGAUCUAGGGCGAGUGCAUAGGUGGGAUCUGGGACAAUGGGUGUGUAGCGACGGAAGACACAAAACAACCACAGAAGAACCUCUCUUUGACUGCUUAUUCGAUUUUUAUAAUAUAUUAUGUCUAAGCGAGUCAGACCCGGCUAUCAUCGCCAAGAAAUCAACAAAACCUCAUGGGAAGUACCCGAACGGUACCGGGAUCUGAAGCAGGUGGGAACCGGGGCGUACGGGACGGUAUGCUCAGCAGUGGACUCCAGAACAGGAACCAAAGUGGCCAUCAAGAAGCUGUACAGACCUUUCCAGUCAGAGCUCUUUGCCAAGCGGGCUUACAGGGAGCUGCGGCUUCUCAAACACAUGAAACAUGAAAAUGUGAUUGGCCUAUUAGAUGUUUUUACUGCUGACCUCUCGCUGGAUAUUUUCCAUGACUUUUACCUGGUGAUGCCGUUCAUGGGGACCGAUCUGGGGAAGCUGAUGAAGCUGCAGAGGCUGUCAGAAGAAAAGAUUCAGUAUUUUGUUUAUCAGAUCCUCAAAGGGCUUAAGUAUAUUCAUUCUGCUGGUAUAAUUCACAGGGACCUCAAACCAGGAAAUCUUGCCAUCAACCAAGACUGUGAGCUCAAGAUCUUGGACUUCGGCUUGGCGCGGCAGGCAGACAGUGAGAUGACGGGGUACGUGGUUACUCGCUGGUACAGAGCCCCCGAGGUCAUCCUGAACUGGAUGCACUACACUCAGACUGUGGACAUUUGGUCCGUGGGCUGCAUCAUGGCUGAGAUGCUGCAAGGAAAACCUCUUUUUAAAGGCAGUGACCACCUAGAUCAGCUGACUGAGAUCAUGAAGACCACAGGAACACCAACUCAGGAAUUUAUAUCAAAACUCGAAUCUGAGGACGCCAAAAGUUACAUCAAAAGUCUUCCAAAAGUGGAAAAGAAAGACCUUCAGAAGGUGUUUUCUACAACAAAUCCACAAGCUGUGUCUGUGCUUGAGCACAUGUUAUUGCUGGAUCCGGAGAACAGGGUAACUGCUGCAGAGGCUCUCACGUUGCCUUACUUUGCUGAGUUCAGAGAACCAGAGGAGGAGACGGAAGCACAGCCAUACGACCACUCGCUAGACAACACAGAUCUGCCCCUGAGCCAGUGGAAACGUCACACCUUCACAGAGAUCUUGACCUUCCAACCAGUUCUGCCAGAAUCCAAGGAAACCUCACUGUGAGACACAAAGAUUUGGCUGUGGAGCCUGGGGGCCAAAACAAACUAACAUCUUUUUAUUUUGAUCUCAACGCUGAAAACUCUUAGAUCACAAGGUUAAAUGAAUGCCCAUGGGCCCAAUCCACACUUCCCCUACAAGUGCAAUCCAGUUUUGGAUUUGUCUUUCAAUAUCAUGUUGCCUCCUGACUCUAGCAGCAGACCUUUCUUUUCAGCGUGUCCUACAGUGUUGAGGAUGUGAGCUUAGUUGCUUUAUAUCAGGUAAUAAUAUCCUUUGAUGAGUAACUAACAUCAAGGGAUUAUGGGUUGUACUAUAUGACAUACUUUUCUGAGUGGCACAUUGACGCGGGUGGAGUUCUUUAUCAAAUACUCCAUUACUUACCAGUCGUUAUGAAACACAAAUCAAGAAAUGGCAGUAUACACAUUUUACUUAAAAGGAAACAAAAAUGUUGUCAGAAAACUAAUGCCGAAAUGCUUAACAGAUCCAGUUUAGUAACGAUGCUUCAUCUGAGUCUUUUGCAUCAGUAGUACAAACAUAAUUUUAAGGUAGAUACUGCAAAUAAAACCUAAUUUUAUAUAUUGAGAAUUACCCCAUCUGGCAGUAAUUUUUUUCUGAUAUAUUGUUUUGGGAAAUAACUUCCUCUGCGGUGACUGCAUGUCCUUAAAAACAUAUGAUUGGAAUUAUUGGGAUGUCCUUGUCCGUGUGUGUGUGUGCGUGUGUGUGUGUGCGUGCGUGCAUGCGUGUGCAUAUGUAAGUUUAGUCGACAUGUCUGCCGUGACCUCACUGUUCCUCCCAGUGGCCUUAAGAUAAGAACACAACAACACUGCUGAUCAUACAAAAUGAAUCCCAGCAGGUUGUGCACAAACAUUCACGUCUUAAUUUCAUACUAGAUGUCACUCACAUCCGAUUAUGUUGAAAGUAGCACAAGAAACAUUGUGUUUGUUGAUAUUUAAAUUAAUGUUUCUUACACCACCCAUGCAUUUUUCUGAUUAAAGAUUCUCUUUGAAAACAG